This is a messenger RNA of Ilex paraguariensis (yerba mate), 627 nucleotides long. The record is from the annotation of a GenBank genome assembly. Lineage: Eukaryota; Viridiplantae; Streptophyta; Magnoliopsida; Aquifoliales; Aquifoliaceae.
AUGACAUCAUAUGGCUUGGCUUUCCCUGAUCUUGGUCUUGGCUUGGCUUUUGACUUUGGUGGAUUGAUUCUUGAAUUGGUGGCUCAUCUAAUGGCUCCUCAAUUUUCUGGAGCAUGUUUGUUUUAUACUGUUGCCCCUUCUCUGAUUUUGUUUUCUUUGGUCUCCAAUGUGCUGAAUACAAGCUCAGAUGAUCUGCCUUUAUGGGGUUUUGUUGGUGAGUUGCAUCCUGAUAGGAGUAGUGCUAACAAGCAUGUGCUUUACACACACAAGAAAAUUGUUGUUAGAUACAACAAAGAUCAGAUCAUUCAUGUUAAUCUCACUCAAGAGAGCCCAAAACCAUUGGAAGUGGGUAGGUCAUUGGAUCUGACAUAUUCUGUCCAGUGGGUGACAACUAACAUCACUUUUGCACACCGUUUUGAUGUUUACCUGGACUAUCCCUUCUUUGAGCAUCAGAUUCAUUGGUUCUCUAUUUUCAAUUCAUUCAUGAUGGUUAUCUUCCUCACUGGUCUGGUGUCAAUGAUAUUGAUGCGAACUCUUAGAAAUGACUAUGCCAAAUAUGCUCGAGAAGAUGAUGAUCUGGAAACUCUGGUAACCCUUGUAUUUUUGAAGAGGUCUUAUUAUGUCUAG